AUCUAUCUAUCUAUCUACCCACACGCAAACGUGUGCGCCGCAGCACACCGCCCCCCGCUGGUAGGAAUGGGAAACGCAGGGACCCCUCCCCUCCUGCAGAGCUGGGAUGUCUCCCUGCGGCCAGCUUGCUAAGACACCCCGGUGACGCAUCGUGUUGGGCUGUACGGUGUACACUUUUAUCCUCUGUAUGUACAGCUGAUAAAUACAUUUUCACGCAUCCUUUAGCGGGAUCAGCGUCGGAGACUAACCCUCGUCUAGAAUGGGGAACAGAGACGAUGAAUACGAUUUCUUGUUCAAAGUGGUGCUGAUCGGGGACUCUGGUGUAGGUAAGAGUAACCUGCUGUCCCGGUUCACCAGGAACGAGUUCAACCUGGAGAGUAAGAGCACCAUCGGGGUGGAGUUCGCCACGCGCAGCAUCCAGGUGGACGGGAAGACGGUCAAGGCUCAGAUCUGGGACACGGCCGGUCAGGAGCGCUACCGAGCCAUCACCUCCGCGUACUACCGGGGGGCGGUGGGGGCUCUCCUGGUCUAUGACAUCGCCAAGCACCUGACCUAUGAGAAUGUGGAGCGCUGGCUGAAGGAGCUGAGGGACCACGCCGACAGCAACAUCGUCAUCAUGCUGCUAGGCAACAAGAGCGACCUGAGGCACCUGCGGGCCGUGCCCACCGACGAGGCGCACGCCUUUGCAGAGAAGAACAACUUGUCGUUUAUCGAGACAUCAGCAUUAGACUCCACCAAUGUAGAGGAGGCCUUCAAGAACAUCCUCAUAGAGAUCUACCGUAUCGUGUCCCAGAAGCAGCUCUUUGAUGGCUCCGCCCACGACGACUCCCCUGGCAACAACGUGGUGGACAUCAGCGUCCCGCCCACCUCCGACGCCCAGCGGAGCCGACCACAGUGCUGUCAGAACCUGUAACCAGGGAAACCCUACCCCCGACCUCACUUCCUGUCCCUCCUCCUUGGAAUCCCUUCCCUCUCUGUCUUACCAAUCUAGUUUUGUGUAAUAAAUUAUAUUUCUUUUUGAUGGCUGGUCUGCUUGCGUUACAUUAAUACCAUGAAAUAAAGUUUUACAAUAUUA
This is a messenger RNA of Osmerus eperlanus (European smelt), 1075 nucleotides long. RefSeq names its product ras-related protein Rab-11B-like. Lineage: Eukaryota; Metazoa; Chordata; Actinopteri; Osmeriformes; Osmeridae. The coding region runs from base 260 to 913 and encodes 217 amino acids. The transcript has 5 exons. Gene Ontology annotation, biological process: exocytosis. Gene Ontology annotation, cellular component: recycling endosome; Golgi apparatus. The record is from RefSeq and is a predicted model, not a curated record. Gene Ontology annotation, molecular function: GTP binding; GTPase activity.